AACACAUCACACAAAGCAACCAUCACUGUCAGUAAGUGUCCAUGAUUGAGUCUUUGAAUGAAGAGCUUGAGAUAAAACUGUCCAGUUUGAGUGUUUGUUGUAGCUUGUUCCAGUAAAGAUUUUGGCCAACGUUCAGAUAUAAAUGUAUGAUGUAGAACAAAUAUUUAGUGUAUAGAAUCAGGUCUGCUCUAGUCAUGGCAUUUCUAUCUGCAACGUUUUUGUAAUGAACAUGGCCUCCUCACAGGAGGGUAAGGGUUACCCGUUUAUCACCGGUUUUAUUAUGAGCCAAUAGUAUCUUGACAUGUAGCAUUUUAACCAAUUGAAUGAUAAUGCACAUUAAGGGUCGAUGAGGAAAGCAACGCCCCCUCCAAUAUCAGACCCGUCCCUUUCAAUGAAAAGCACUGUCAAUGUGUUUGCCACAAUCAUAUCAGACAAUAGUGAAAUACCAUAAAAACAAGGGUGUCAUUAACUUGUUUGUAGAUGUGUAGGCUAUUAUUAAAAUACAUUUUCAUUGUUGCACACCUUGAUUUAGGCCUAGGUGGUUUUACUAUUAUUUGUGUUGGGGAAUUUUGUGUUCUUAUUUAUUUUAAUUGUAUCUAAUUUAUUGUAUGUAUUUAUUUUCCUUAAUGUCCUUGUCUCUUGUCCAAUUUAGCUUUUAGUAUUUGGCAUCCCUGAUAUACAAAAAGUGAUUGCUGCUCUUAACAUGUGAAUAAGGACAUUAGCCUUGUCAUAUUGCAGUUGCACCUUACACAACAGCAGCAAAGCUUGAGAAUAGACAUUCUCAAAUCUUAUGUUAGUCAAAAACUCAAUCAUGGCUUCUUGGCUGGAGAGUUGCUGGCUGGCUGCGUGACGUCUCACUGAGCCAGCUUAGAGGGUGAGGUCAGGUCUCUCAGUUUCUUUAAGCUCCGGAACCCAGUCUCACCUUCAAAGUCCCAGAGCCUAUUUUCCAUGCUAGGAGGGAAGAAGGUUCCAGAGGAAAGUGUUUCGGGUGGGCCACAGAAAGGAGAUGACCCUCCGCUGGUUGUUCACCCAACUUUGGAGACACCGUGUGAUGGGUCUCCUGAUGGCUUUGUGUGUCACCUUGUUACUCAUGCUCCUGGCUACUCAGUCAUUGCAGCAUCCAAGCCACUAUGGUGGGCACAAGGGCCAUAAGGUGGAGGAGAAGGGAGCACUUUCCGACAAUGCUCCUCCAAACACCCCCGUCCCAUCUCACACUGCCCCUAACAGGAGGAAGGAGGUUCAGACACCCAAUCUGCAGCAUCAAAGAGAUCCCAAUGGGGACAUCUUUAUGAGGACAAGGAGGAGCCCUCCACCUGUAGCUUUCCUCAAAACACACAAGACUGGAAGCAGCACUGUCCAGAAUCUGAUGUUCCGCCUUGGGGAGAAGGAGAACCUCACUUUCGCCUUCCCCUAUUACGCAUACCAGUUCAGCUACCCAGAUAGGUUCCGAGCAGACUUUGUAGAUGAGCUGCCACCGGGUUCCUCUCAGUUCGACAUGCUCUGCAGCCACAUGCGGCUGGACCUGGGACAGCUGAAACAGGUGAUGCCCAAGAACACUAUCUACAUCACCCUGCUGCGUGAUCCUCUACAGACCUUUGAGUCCGUUUUCAGCUACUACACUUCCACUGUACCUGCCUUCACUCUAGCCAAAAAGGCAGCUGACACAGCUAACAGGAAGUCAGCCCUCUCAGUCUUCCUGGAGGCCCCAGAGUCCUACUGGGACCCUACAGAACCUGGGAAUGGCCUAGCCAGGAACCCUAUGAGCUUUGACCUGGGCCUCAGCAGCCAAGAGUGGAACGCAUCCUGGCCCAUGGAGCUGACUCAGCUGGAGGAGGCCUUCCAGCUGGUAAUGAUUGCUGAGCACUUUGACGAGUCUCUGGUUCUCCUGGGGGCUCUGCUGCAGCUGGAGCCUGAGGAGCUGGCCUAUGUGCACCUGAAUGUCCGCGCCCCCUCGGACAUCACCCCGAUAGAGGAGGACACCAAGGCCAGGCUCUGGGCCUGGAACAGUCUGGAUGUGCUGCUCUACAACUUAUUUCUGCAGGUGUUCUGGGAGAAAGCUGAGCAGUAUGGCCUGGGGAGACUGAAAAGGGAGGUGACCCUACUGAGGGCCUCCACACAGAGGCUCAGACAGAAGUGUGUGGCCAGAGGAGGAGUGCCCCCUGGUGAGCUGGAGGACCUGGUCAGGCCCUGGCAGACCGACACAGUCACCAUCCUGGGAUACAAGGUACGAGGGAACCUGACUCUGCAGGAAGAGGGGCUCUGUGUGCGACUAGUGCUGCCUGAGCUACAGUACCACUCUCACCUGUAUUUCCAGCAGUAUGGCCAUGACAUGAGGUCCAUACCUACAGACUAAUGUGCAGCACUUUCCCUUUUAGAUACUACACUGCUCAGAAUUUCUGCUUUUGAUGCAUUUUUCCAAUAAACCAGA
Messenger RNA from Oncorhynchus mykiss (rainbow trout), 2428 nucleotides. RefSeq names its product galactose-3-O-sulfotransferase 2-like. Lineage: Eukaryota; Metazoa; Chordata; Actinopteri; Salmoniformes; Salmonidae. The record is from RefSeq and is a predicted model, not a curated record. Gene Ontology annotation, molecular function: galactosylceramide sulfotransferase activity. Gene Ontology annotation, cellular component: membrane. Gene Ontology annotation, biological process: glycolipid biosynthetic process.